GAGAAGAGUUUAUAAUGAAUUCAAAGAGAUUUGGUGGAAACGUAGUGAUAUCCACGGCUGGAAUUAUAGGAAGAGAAGAGUUUAUAAUGAAUUCAAAGAGUCUAUUGCCGAUCAUAUGUAUCGAAUGGCAUUAAUGGCUUUAAUUGCUGAUGAUCUUCCCGGUAUUAACAGAGAAAGGUGCAUCAAGAUUGCCCUUGUGCAUGACAUUGCCGAAGCUAUCGUGGGCGAUAUAACACCAUCGGAUGGUGUACCUAAAGUAGAAAAGAGCAGACUUGAGCAAGCGGCUUUAAACGAGAUGUGCGAGGUUCUUGGUGGUGGAAAGAGGGCCGAAGAAAUAAAGGAACUUUGGAGGGAAUACGAGGAUAACGCCUCCCUUGAGGCUAAUCUUGUUAAAGAUUUUGAUAAAAUUGAGAUGAUUCUGCAAGCACUUGAAUAUGAAACUGGGAAGUUUCAGACCGAAAUCGGCAAGAGUUAGGCCGCUGAGAUCAUUGCCAGGAGAAAUUCAAGACUGGCAAAGAUGGGGUUGAUGUACAAGAUCCUGAUCAAGAAGUUCAAGAAUCCGACUCUUUAAGAAAGAAGAGUAAGAUACGUUAUGAAUAAUCAAGCUUUAUCUUGUGAUGAAGAGGAUAAUGAUCUGACCAAAAAUGAUGUAUUAAUCAUUGCAAAAGAGGU
Messenger RNA from Helianthus annuus (common sunflower), 672 nucleotides. RefSeq names its product 5'-deoxynucleotidase HDDC2-like. Gene Ontology annotation, molecular function: 5'-deoxynucleotidase activity. The record is from RefSeq and is a predicted model, not a curated record. The transcript is spliced from 7 exons. Bases 116 to 475 code for a protein of 119 amino acids. Lineage: Eukaryota; Viridiplantae; Streptophyta; Magnoliopsida; Asterales; Asteraceae. Gene Ontology annotation, cellular component: cytoplasm.